This is a messenger RNA of Entelurus aequoreus (snake pipefish), 2209 nucleotides long. It is a transcript of the gene yrk, whose product is annotated as Yes-related kinase. NCBI's taxonomy places the organism in Eukaryota, Metazoa, Chordata, Actinopteri, Syngnathiformes, Syngnathidae. The transcript is spliced from 14 exons. Gene Ontology annotation, biological process: innate immune response; cell surface receptor protein tyrosine kinase signaling pathway; protein phosphorylation. Bases 218 to 1987 code for a protein of 589 amino acids. Gene Ontology annotation, cellular component: extrinsic component of cytoplasmic side of plasma membrane. Gene Ontology annotation, molecular function: non-membrane spanning protein tyrosine kinase activity; ATP binding; signaling receptor binding. The record is from RefSeq and is a predicted model, not a curated record.
CAAGUGUGCUUCCGGUCCAGGAGGAGCGCGCUCGCCUUGGAAAGUUGCGCAGCUGACUGAGCAAGUGGUGGCCGGCUUCCCGCCCCGACACACACACACACCGCGGCAGCGGCGACACCUUACACACAAGACAGCCUCCACUGUGGACAUGCUGGCCUGGGACAGAUGAUCUGACAGAGGAAGACAUCAGACGCCGUCCGUCUCCCCGCCGGAUAUUAUGGGGUGUGCUUGCUGCAAGCAGAAGAAGUCCGCCAAACUCGAAGCCGCCACGUUAGCCGCCGCCGCCAACGCGUCGGAGCUGUCGCCUAGCAACGUGGACGGCGGCGCGUCCACGGGCUCGGUGCAGGGACGCUACUGUCCCGACCCCACGCAGGCCAUCCCGGACUUCAACCAGGGCUUCUCGUCCGCCGCCGUCUUCGCCAACGCCAACGCGCAGCAGUGGGCGGGCAGCAUCACAGGCGGCGGCGUCACGCUCUUCAUCGCCCUCUACGACUACGACGCUCGCACGGAGGAUGACCUCACCUUCCAGAAAGGAGAGAAGUUCCAGAUCAUCAACAACACCGAGGGUGACUGGUGGGAGGCUCGCUCUUUGGACACUGGGAACGCUGGUUACAUCCCAUCCAACUAUGUGGCCCCUGUGGACUCCAUACAGGCUGAGGAGUGGUAUUUUGGAAAGAUGGGGAGGAAGGAUGCAGAGAGACAGCUGCUGGGCCACGGAAACCAGAGGGGGACUUUCCUCAUACGAGAGAGCGAGACCACCAAAGGCGCCUACUCGCUGUCCAUCCGGGACUGGGACGACAACAAGGGCGACCACGUCAAGCACUACAAGAUCCGCAAGCUGGACAACGGCGGCUACUACAUCACCACGCGCUCCCAGUUUGACACCGUGCCGCAGCUGGUGGAGCACUACACAGAGAGGGCCGCGGGGCUGUGCUGCCGCCUGAUCGGCAGCUGCAAGCGGGGCAUGCCGAAGCUGGCCGACCUGUCGGUGAAGACCAAGGACAUGUGGGAGAUUCCUCGCGAAUCCCUGCAGCUGAUUAAGAAACUGGGCAACGGCCAGUUCGGAGAAGUCUGGAUGGAGACUAACGACGGGCUGUGCUACUACCUGACCAAGCCGUGCCAUAACUCCACGCCGCUCACCAGGGGCCUGGGCCGGGACGCCUGGGAGGUGGCCCGGUCCACGCUGGCCCUGCGCAGGAAGCUGGGCCAGGGCUGCUUCGGGGACGUGUGGAUGGGCAUGUGGAACGGCACCACCAAGGUGGCGGUGAAGACUCUGAAGCCCGGUACAAUGUCCCCCGAGGCCUUCCUGGAGGAGGCUCAGAUCAUGAAGAGACUCCGCCAUGACAAGCUGGUGCAGCUCUAUGCGGUGGUGUCGGAGGAGCCCAUCUACAUCAUCACUGAGUUCAUGAGCCAAGGAAGUUUGCUGGACUUCCUGAAAGACGGCGAGGGCCAGAACCUGAAGCUGCCCCAGCUGGUGGACAUGGCGGCACAGAUCGCGGCCGGCAUGGCGUACAUCGAGAGGAUGAACUACAUCCACCGCGACCUGCGCGCCGCCAACAUCCUGGUGGGAGACAACCUGGUGUGCAAGAUCGCAGACUUCGGACUGGCACGUCUCAUCGAGGACAACGAGUACACGGCCAGACAAGGGGCCAAGUUCCCCAUCAAGUGGACGGCCCCUGAAGCGGCUCUGUACGGACGCUUCACCAUCAAGUCUGACGUGUGGAGUUUUGGCAUCCUGCUCACGGAACUCAUCACCAAGGGACGCGUGCCAUACCCAGGCAUGAACAACCGCGAGGUGUUGGAGCAGGUGGAGCGCGGCUACCGGAUGGCCUGCGCCCCGGGCUGCCCCGCCUCGCUCCACGAACUCAUGCUGCAGUGCUGGCGGCGGGAGGCCGACGAGAGGCACACCUUCGAGUACCUGCAGUCCUUCUUGGAGGACUACUUCACCGCCACCGAGCCGCAGUACCAGCCCGGAGAGAACCUGUGACACACACACACACACACACACACACACACACACACACACACACGCGCGGCUCCUAAUGUACAUUGUCGCCCUAAUCGCUUCCAGUCGCCGCCGCGUCUUUUGGGACAGAUCCGCCUUGAUGAAGGACCUCUGCUGAUCAGGGGGGCCCUGCAGUGAUGUUGCUUUCCUCUGUAACCAUGACAACAAGGAACUGAAAGAAAGAUGUAGAUGGUUUGGGAGGAG